CGAUAAUAAUUGAACUGUGUAUAUUCAAGAUAACGUCAUGCUAGCUAUAUAAGUCCCUGUCGAGUUCUUCUUGGCAUCACAUCGUAUCGAAAACCACGACAAAUAUUAGCCAAAUCAUGCGCCGCUGGAGCAACACCAACAGAAUUAACGGUACCCACCACCAACAUCCUCCGUCCAAUGGUGGAAACGGGAAUGGUAAAGGAAAACCGAAGCCCGUCGCGGGAAGUAUGGAUCAUGAAAAUCGCGAAAAUUACGAGUUUGGAAAGUACGGUUACGGCAAAAAUCACGUAAAGCUGUUACACGUUUUUCGUGAAGGCCCCCUACAUACAAUCAGGGAGUUCGAGGUCGACACCCAUUUAAAGUUGACCACGCAGAAAGAUUACCUCGACGGCAAUAAUCAGGACAUCAUCGCGACGGACACUCAAAAAAACACAGUUUACGUGUUGGCUAAGAAGCACGGAAUCAAAACUCCUGAAGAAUUUGGUUUGCUGAUCUGCAGCCAUUUCCUGUACAUGUACAGACACGUGGAGGAGGUGGAGGUGAACCUCGAAGAGUAUCCCUGGGAAAGAUUGCAGGCGGAUGGACAAGAGCAUAAUCACGCCUUCCUUUUUUCUCCCAAUGCGAUCAGAUUUGCAACCGUUAGUCAAAAAAGAAAUGAAUCCCCGCUUAUUAUUGGAGGGCUGAAGGGACUCCGCGUUUUAAAAACAACACAGUCCGCCUUCACCGAUUUUUAUCAGGAUGGUUAUCGAACUCUACCAGACGAUAACGACAGAAUAUUUAGCACCGUUGUCACAGCAACGUGGGAAUUUUCAACGGCAAACGGAGUCGACUUCGACGACGUUUGGAUUACCAUUAAAAAUUGCAUAUUUGACAAAUUCGCGGGCCCGCCCGACAAAGGAAUAUUCUCACCUUCAGUACAAAAUACACUAUAUCUCGCGGAGAAGAUGGCGUUAGACAAAAUUCCUCAGAUAAGCCGCAUACAAAUGCAAAUGCCCAACAAGCACUAUCUGAACGUGGACAUGAGCAAAUUUCCGCCGAGUAUAUUGGAAAAUAACGAGAAUAAAGAAGUUUAUCAUCCCAUCGACAAACCUUCGGGGAUUAUAUACGCAGAGUUGCUAAGAAAAAAUCUAAUGUCCAAAUUGUGAUUUAUAAGUAUUGUUUUUAUGAUGAUUUAGUAUUGUUCAAUGUACGUUUUAAGUUAUUUAUUUUAUUAUAGGCUAUUAUAGGGUAAAUAAAUCUAGAACCAUCUUUUUUCAUA
Messenger RNA from Photinus pyralis (common eastern firefly), 1258 nucleotides. Its product is annotated as uricase. Gene Ontology annotation, cellular component: peroxisome. The transcript has 4 exons. The coding region runs from base 117 to 1145 and encodes 342 amino acids. Lineage: Eukaryota; Metazoa; Arthropoda; Insecta; Coleoptera; Lampyridae. Gene Ontology annotation, molecular function: urate oxidase activity. The record is from RefSeq and is a predicted model, not a curated record. Gene Ontology annotation, biological process: purine nucleobase catabolic process; urate catabolic process.